AUGAUAGAUUACGCGCGACCCUACGAAACGCCGAACAUGUGCGAUCUCUACUACCCGCCUGCGUCACCCGCGCCCGCGCGUCUCGAUGACUUCCAAGUCUUCAAGAAGGGUACCGCUUCACACAUUUACGGAAACUAUUACUCGAACCCAACUUACGAUACAUAUGGAGAACCAGAGCUGGAUAACACCGUCAACAUUUACCACAAUCUCGUCAGCUGUCGGGAAUAUCACCGCGAUGACUGGAAGUACAAAAUCGUCAUCGAUUGGAAUGAAAAUGAUACAGUGUCUUGGCUCGUUGAUGCCGCUCAGUGUAUGGGAUUAUCCGAGUAUGAUAUACCAUUUCAAAACUUUAACAUAAAUGGUAUUGAACUCAGAAAUAUGAAGCGAGAGGACAUUUUGCAGCGAAUGGCCCACCCGAACAUAGACCCAUCCACAUCUCGGAGAAUAGCAGAUAGUAUAUUUGAGAAGUUACAUAGUCGUUUGAAUGAAGAACUCCGUCAGUCCUCGAUAUUCAGAUACGCAGAAGGCGAUCCUUACGCACAUCAUGAACCUACAGUGCUCGAUUUGGACUCUCUUGAUCACAAAAACAGAUUGUACCAUUCAGACUACACUCCAAAUGACGCUACUCUCCUUCAUCACGCUGAUUCGAGCGACGAUACAGAGGACGUAUUCCCCUCAGCAUCAUCUCCGGACUGCUCAUACGGUAGUGAUGGUAGUAAGUCUGGAGACGAAGAUGACAAAAGGAAAAUCUUCAAAAGACCGCCAGGGAGACCGAAAGGAAGCGGGCGGAAGACGUUCAAGCGUCCCAGAAGCGUGUCAGUUCCUGAGUUCUUAAGAAAUUUGCUGUUGGACUCUCAAUACUGCCCGUCUAUUAUUAAAUGGGAGGACCAUUCUCAGGGAAAGUUUAGGUUCGUGAAGCCAGACGAGGUAGCGAAGUUGUGGGGCAAGAUGAAACAGAACGACAACAUGACCUUCGAGAAGUUCAGCAGAGCCAUGAGGUAUCAUUACCGGCAGUCGGUACUGGUAUCUGUGCCCACUGCGCGUCUCGUCUACCAGUUCGGACACAAAGGACCUGACUUCAAAACCGAUAACCCAAACUUUAUCAAAGUAAAAACAGAACUUAUGGACAUUAAGGAAAUGGCUUACCCUUAA
Messenger RNA from Arctia plantaginis, 1152 nucleotides. The record is from the annotation of a GenBank genome assembly. NCBI's taxonomy places the organism in Eukaryota, Metazoa, Arthropoda, Insecta, Lepidoptera, Erebidae.